AUUAUUCGUGGCCAGUCCUUUGACAGUGAGGGUGGUUUGUGCAAAUCAAAAAAUGAAAUCCUUAGCGUUAAUUUUUGUCAGUUUACUGGCGGUUUAUUCAAUAAACUGUGAAGUGUAUUUUGAAGAGAAAUUCCCCGAUGACUCGUGGGAAUCCAAGUGGGUGUACAGUGAGCACCCUGGCAAGGAGUUCGGCAAAUUCAAGCUGACUGCUGGAAAGUUCUACAGUGAUCCGGAGGAGGACAAAGGUCUCCAAACAUCUGAGGAUGCGAGGUUCUAUGCGCUAUCAACAAAGUUCAAGCCGUUCAGCAAUGAAGGCAAGACCCUGGUUGUUCAAUUCUCCGUCAAGCACGAACAGGACAUUGACUGCGGAGGUGGAUACCUGAAGGUGUUCGACUGCAAGCUUGACUCGAAGGACAUGCAUGGAGAGACACCCUACGAAAUCAUGUUUGGUCCUGACAUCUGCGGUCCCGGUACCAAAAAGGUACAUGUUAUCUUCAGCUACAAGGGCAAGAAUCACCUAAUCAAGAAGGACAUCCGCUGCAAAGACGACGUCUACACCCACGUAUACACUCUGGUCGUCAAACCUGACAACACCUAUGAAGUCCUCAUCGAUAAUGAGAAAGUGGAGUCUGGAGAACUUGAGGCUGACUGGGACUUCCUCCCGCCUAGGAAGAUCAAGGACCCACAAGCCAAGAAGCCCGAAGACUGGGACGACAAACCCACCAUCCCCGACCCCGAUGACAAGAAACCCGAAGAUUGGGACAAACCAGAGCAUAUCCCUGACCCCGACGCUGUCAAGCCUGAGGACUGGGACGAUGAGAUGGAUGGCGAGUGGGAGCCUCCCAUGAUCGACAACCCUGAAUACAAGGGUGUCUGGGCGCCUAAACAGAUUGACAACCCUGCCUAUAAAGGAGUCUGGGUCCAUCCCGAGAUCGAUAACCCUGAGUACACAGCGGACCCUACCCUAUAUGUUCGCAAAGAACUGUGCUCCGUCGGUCUCGAUUUAUGGCAGGUCAAGUCUGGCACGAUCUUCGACAACUUCAUGUUCACUGAUGACCCUGAGGCAGCGAAAGCAGCUGCCGAGCUCGUGAAGAAACGCGUUGAGGGUGAGAAGAAGAUGAAGCAUGAGCAGGAUGAAGCGGAGCGAGAGAAGACCAAGGCUGAAGAUAAGGACGAAGAUGAGGAUGAUGAGGACUUGGAUGAUGCUGAGCCUGUGCCUACGGAUGACCACGAUGAGCUGUAAAAUGUGUGCCAUGCGUGCAAAGACAAUAUUCCGUGUGAGUGAAAAUGCGUGAACGCGUACUCGGUGUUAGUCUGUUGUCAGAUCGUGUGUUACUUUCUCUCUUAUUUAUACGGGGC
Hyposmocoma kahamanoa is the source of this 1359-nucleotide messenger RNA. RefSeq names its product calreticulin (gene Crt). Gene Ontology annotation, cellular component: endoplasmic reticulum; endoplasmic reticulum membrane. The coding region runs from base 53 to 1243 and encodes 396 amino acids. Gene Ontology annotation, biological process: protein folding. Gene Ontology annotation, molecular function: calcium ion binding. The record is from RefSeq and is a predicted model, not a curated record. The transcript has 7 exons. Lineage: Eukaryota; Metazoa; Arthropoda; Insecta; Lepidoptera; Cosmopterigidae.